Lineus longissimus is the source of this 2646-nucleotide messenger RNA. RefSeq lists its product as uncharacterized. The transcript is spliced from 2 exons. Lineage: Eukaryota; Metazoa; Nemertea; Pilidiophora; Heteronemertea; Lineidae. The record is from RefSeq and is a predicted model, not a curated record. The coding region runs from base 208 to 1812 and encodes 534 amino acids.
CUCUAUUUAUGAAUUAUUUUCAUCAUGUUAAGUGCUCUGAGGAGUAGUUUCGAGACAAUAGAAUUAGUUCUCCCGAAAUCAGUGAAAAACCAUGCAGCAGUUUUUAGCGAUGGCGAAAACUCACGUGAUAAUCUUUGAAAAUGGUGGAAAUCCCCUCGAACAAAAGAACAAAAAGCAAAAAUUAGGCAAGGAAUUUCUGACACAGUCAUGGCGUCUGAAGAUGACGAGCGGCUUACAACAACAGAGUAUGUUCCAAGAAAGUUUAUCGAGGAGUACACAGAUCCUUAUCCUAAACAUGAGUUGGUUCAGGCAAGGGCAGCUCUUAUCAAGGGUGUUUGUGAGUGGUCAGAGAGGAAGGGCACCUUCAAACUGAAAGAAAAGCUAGGAAUACCAGACAAAAUCGAUACAAAUCGUGUUAUGUUUCUACUUCAGCGUGAUCAAGGAGUCACUAUUGGUCCCCCCUCAUACAGUUGGAAAUCUGACCGUAGUUUCGAACAGUUUGGUCUAAAUCAAAGCCAGAUACCAACCUAUGCAUCAGGAACACCUCAUCAGUUGAAUGCAUCUAGUUCAGGUAGUGUUGCGAAGCGGAAAUCUGAUAAUUUGAUAGUCGUGGGAGAAGAAAAACGACCUUGUCCGGAAUCAAUUGGAAUGAGUGGAAAAGCUACAGCUGGUAAUCUUAUUGUUGUUAGUCCCCUGAAACAGGAGGAGACGGAAGUUAGGAAACGAGCAAUUAGUCCAAUGAAAGUGAUUGAACCUGGAAAAUCGGUGCUCAAUAUUACAACUGUUAACUCCUCCUCAAGAUUUGUGGAUAAAUCCAUUGCAUCUGCAAUUUCUAUUGUCAAUAAAGUUUCCAGCUUGGGAUCGUCUGCCUCUGAUAGCUCCAGCUCUGCCAGUGCUGAAAGCGCAAGGCCAGUGUCUGGCACUACUUCUACGAUAAAAAAACCACCAGAAAAUGACUUCAAAAAGGAAGGACCUGAAUCUGUUAAAAAUGUGCAAAUCACUAACAUUCUUAAAUGUGACUACUGUGAACAUGAUGAAAAUGUGUCCAACAAGCUGAACAUGCAAAGUCAUUUAAAGAGCUCAAGGCAUUAUUCAGCUAGUGUUUAUGGAGUAAAGAAGACGGGCAACAAUGUUGAGUUGCUUGACGUCAAGAAAAAAUUGUAUGUUCUCGAACGUUCUGCUCUGCUUAAAAGCCAUAUUGUGAGAUGUCCCGAAUGUGGAAAAAUAUUUUGUAAUGUUUUCCAGUGUGGUUUGCAUUACAGGGUUAAGCAUUGUCAGACGGAUGUGAUGGAGAAAUAUGCCCUUGCCCCAGUAUCAGGAAUUAAGGUAGCUGAAUACACUGCACUGAACAUAACUAAGUGUCUAGUUUGUAAUGAAAGGUUUGACUCACUGAACCAUUUAAACCGGCAUGAACAAAGGAGGGGUCACUUUCCAUUUGAAAAUGUUAACACGGGUAAAAACAACAGUCUUCUGCUUUUUUCGAACAGUUUAGAUAAGAAAAUAGCUAUAAAAAACUACUGUUUGAUGAAAGCCCACAUUUUAAAGAUUCUUAAACGAAGAAGUCGACAAGAAUUGACCAUAGAAAUGUUCAUCCACACAGUGCAGAUCGAUAAGUCGUCUGUCAAAAGUCUUCCUCCCCUUGCCUCUAAUUCCACCACCCUCGAUAUUGUGAGUAAUGAUAUUGCAACAUGGAAAACCAUCAUGACGUUCCAUCGUUCGCGUUUAAUUGGUCAUGAUUCAAAAAAAGCUGACAAGAAGGUAAUGGCACAUUUGAAGGCACUCCGAGAUAGUAUCCUGAAUUCUCCUCCAUAGUAGCCUCCAGUCUCCUCCAUAGUAGCCAAUGCCAGUGACUAUUUUGAGGUUUCAACAUUUUAACCCAAUUGGACUGAAAGUCUGGGCUUGGGUUAACCAAUAAGGUUCCAUUAGGAAUUUGUAUUUUGUAAAGUUCCAGCUUCCAAAGAAUUUUCCAAUUACUGACAGGCAGUUGAAGCGGUCAUAUUUCCUUUAUUGUUAAGUACUUUUGUGUGUAAAACAGCAGGUGCAGGUGUCCUGCUAACACCACUGUCUGCUAUAUGUCGGUCAUUGCAGACAAAUCCACUGUAUUUGCUAUUAUUGUAAUGUUCACAGAUAAGAGCAGUUUGGAUUAAGUAAGUAUUCUAAAACACUUUGGUUACAAUAUGUCAUUUUUAAAGGAGUUUUGAAAGUAUCAGCCUCAUUUUGACCCCAGUUGGAGGUUUUGGUCAGAUGACCAUAGCCUCUUGGGUUGAUAUAAAAUCUGUAAAUAAACAGCAUAAUCUGGGUUGAUAAUACCCAUAAUAUGAUAUGUAUAAUGAGGUGUUUUAGAAUAGAAAUUGAUACCUCUCUGUCUGUCUUUACUGGUUGUCUCAAAAAACAACUCUUUGUAGAGCUGUCUUUUCACCCAGAACUUUGGCUACCACCUCCGUUUUAACUUAACCAUUGCAGUGCCUGUCGAGAAAACCAGUAUCUUCAGUUCCUUAUCAAUUCCUUAAGCCCAGGUGGCUGCUGUAAAUAUUUUGUUAUUGGCAAUAUCUUUAGAUGCGUAAGAAUGACCUUGCAUUAUGUUCAAGAGAUCAAUGUAAUUUGGGAUACAUGUAAUCAUCAUUAAUAAAGACUUUGUAAAAUGUA